Molecule: messenger RNA, 555 nt
Organism: Triticum urartu
Lineage: Eukaryota; Viridiplantae; Streptophyta; Magnoliopsida; Poales; Poaceae
Source: RefSeq, a predicted model, not a curated record
UUAUUAUUCGGCGCCGAACGUUCCAGAAGGCCGAGGCGCUUCCGGAAGCUACCCCGCGGCCCUACAUAUACAGCGCCACACGCCCCACCCCGGUCUCGACCUCACGAUCCAAGCCAACAACAACCAUCAACCCUUCUCCCGUUCCCCAAAUCUCUCGACCUCGGAGCAGCCAUGACUCGCGGCGACCAGAGGGAGCGGGACCGGCAGCGGGCGCAGGCGCGGAAGCCGGGGACCAAGGGCCGUGACGACGGGCUCACGCCGGAGCAGCGACGAGAGAGGGACGCCAAGGCGCUGCAGGAGAAGACCGCCAAGAAGGCGGCGCAGGCCACGCAGGGGGCCGACGACGCCAAGAAGAAGAACGCCGCCGGCAAGAAAUAGUAGUUCGGAUCCGUUCUGUCUGUCUCAUGAAGUGGAGAGAUGUUCUGAUGUAGAAUUUCUGUGCGAUGUGGUUGCGCUCGGCUUGUAGCACAAUUCUUUCGGCGCCUCCAGAUCAGGCCCCUGUUGUUGAUGCGUAAUUCGUGGAUCUUUAAUGCAAUGCGAUUAAUUUGGUCGUUA